Messenger RNA from Cotesia congregata, 951 nucleotides. Lineage: Eukaryota; Metazoa; Arthropoda; Insecta; Hymenoptera; Braconidae. The record is from the annotation of a GenBank genome assembly.
AUGUUAGCUAAGGGCGAGAGGGGAAAAGCCACGGACUUUAGUAUCGCGGCCAUAAUGGCGCCCAGGGGUCCGUCCUUUGGACAUUACCACCUGCAGGGACUUCAGGCUCUUGGUGAUACUAGUAACACCAAUGUUGAGUGUACCAACAAGUUUGACGCUUCACCUACUCUUGAUCACCGAGUGUUAAGAUCCUCGCCGGUUAAUAUCGUCGCGACAGCGACACUGGUAACUGGAGAUGCACUUCUAGACGACGAGGACGAGGACGAGGUCGACGAAGGUGUCGGGGAGGCGGAGAGUGUCGGGACUGAAAAAUCAAUUAAUUGUGAAGACGAUGAGGAAAUAGAUGUUGAUGUCGAGGAAUGCAGCAGUAUUGAUGACAGCCCUCUGGGCGGUGAUGAUUUGAGUGAACGGAAAUAUAUGAAGAAUAUUAAUAAUAAUAAUAAUAAUAAUAAUAAUAGUAAUAAGAAUAAAAAUGUUGAUAGUAAUGAUAACAAUAACAGUAGCAGCAAUAAUAGAAAUCGAAAGAACAAUAAAAAUCCCCACCAACGGCGGACUAGUUGCAAUUCAGAAGAAUUGAAAAAUGUCGAGUGUCAUCUUGAGACCAAAGAACUCUGGGAUAAGUUCAACGAACUUGGCACUGAGAUGAUCAUUACGAAAACCGGCAGACGCAUGUUCCCGACAUGCAGAGUCUCGUUCAGCGACUUGAAGCCAGAAGCGCGUUACGCCGUACUUAUGGACAUUGUCCCAGUUGAUGACAAACGCUAUCGGUACGCUUAUCACAGGAGUUCCUGGUUAGUUGCUGGAAAAGCUGAUCCUCCUGCACCCGCGAGACUAUAUGUUCAUCCUGACUCGCCGUUCACUGGGGAACAGCUUAGGAAACAGGUUGUGUCCUUUGAGAAAGUCAAACUCACCAACAACGACAUGGACAAACACGGCCAGGUAAUUUAUUAG